Molecule: messenger RNA, 1104 nt
Organism: Colletotrichum phormii
Lineage: Eukaryota; Fungi; Ascomycota; Sordariomycetes; Glomerellales; Glomerellaceae
Product: putative amino acid aldolase
Exons: 1
Coding region: 1-1104 (367 amino acids)
Biological process (GO): D-serine catabolic process
Molecular function (GO): D-serine ammonia-lyase activity
Source: RefSeq, a predicted model, not a curated record
AUGUACACCGUCAAUGUGGGAGACGGGCUAGACAGCCUAGACACACCUUCCAUGAUCGUGGAUCUCGACCUCAUGGAAGCGAACAUCAAGAAGCUCUUUGACAGCCUACUUCCCACUGGCGUCAAUAUCCGCCCUCACCUCAAGACAACAAAAAGCGCAGUGCUUGCUGGCAAGCUUGCCGCCGCCGGUGCCAAGGGCUGCUGCGUAGCCAAAGUGUCAGAAGCAGAAGCCAUCACAGCGGCGGGCUUCGACGACAUCCUCAUAACCUGCGAAAUCAUCGGCGCCCAGAAAGUGAAGCGUCUUGUCGAGCUUUUCAAGAAGAACAAAAAGAUUAGAAUCGUCAUCGACAGCGAAUUUGGCGCAACGGCAAUCAACGACGCGCUAGAUGGGGCCGGUGUGGACGAGCCAAUUACCACGCUGAUUGACUUGGAUGUUGGCCUGCAUCGGACCGGCGUGGCUGCAGGCGAGCCCGCCUUAGCUCUGGCAAGACACAUCGGAAAUCUGAGGCAUCUGAAGCUUAGUGGUGUGCAAGGAUAUGAGGGCCACCUACAGCAUCUUCACGACCGGGAAGAUCGAAAGAAGCAAUGCCUCGAGUCCAUGAAGACGCUCACCGAGACAGCAGAGGCUCUCCGCAAAGGGGGUUUCGGCAUCGAUGUCGUCACGACCGGCGGCACGGGCACCGCAGAGUUCUGCGUUACGGUUCCAGGAGUCACGGAGUUGCAACCUGGAUCCUUCAUCUUCAUGGAUACGGACUACCGCAACGCCGUCGGAUCGUUCUACUCCAACAGCCUAUCGUUACUGGCGACCGUUGUCAGCAAGCAAGGCGAGCGACAGGUGACGAUUGAUACGGGACUCAAGUCUCUGACGACGGAUAGUGGACUGGCUGAGUGCAAGGAUCGGCGCUAUGCGCACGUCAACUUGGGAGACGAGCAUGGCUCCCUCAGCUGGGAGGAGGGAACUCCGGCUUUGGCUGUGGGCGAUAGGGUUGAAAUGGUUCCGAGUCACAUUGACCCGACGAUUAACCUGCACGACUGGUACUAUGCCCAUCGAAAUGGUGUCAUCAAGGAAAUCUGGUCGGUCGACUCCAGGGGAAAGGUUCAAUAG